Messenger RNA from Passer domesticus (house sparrow), 3764 nucleotides. RefSeq names its product serine/threonine-protein kinase PAK 3-like. The coding region runs from base 2892 to 3677 and encodes 261 amino acids. The transcript has 8 exons. Gene Ontology annotation, cellular component: cytoplasm. NCBI's taxonomy places the organism in Eukaryota, Metazoa, Chordata, Aves, Passeriformes, Passeridae. Gene Ontology annotation, biological process: protein phosphorylation; regulation of MAPK cascade; intracellular signal transduction. The record is from RefSeq and is a predicted model, not a curated record. Gene Ontology annotation, molecular function: protein serine/threonine kinase activity; ATP binding.
CCCUUCCCCCAGUCAGUGGAGCUUGGAAAAGCAGAGUGGAACUUGGAUUGUUUAUGCAGCAGCUUCCUACUGUUCUGAAAGGGGCUGUGAAUUUGUCUUAGUAAGAGACAAGAGGUAGCAUUAGGAUGUCUUUGGAUGCUCCUGGGGUACAGGUGAGGCCCUUGGUGGCCAGUGGCUGUGCAGGCUCCCUGUCCCCUGUGAGGAGAGCAGUGCAAAGAUGCAGUUCACAAGCUUGCAGGAUACGAGGAGGCACUGUCCCCAGCAGGGACCUGGCCCUCCCCACAGAGCAGCUAAAGUCAGUAGCUAAAGGAAGAGCUGAGCUGCAGCAGGGCCUGUAGCUGAAUAUAGGUAAGGUGGUGAAUGACAGGUUCUUUCCUAUCCCUCAUGCUGCUGUCUGUCCACAGAGCACAAGGGCAGCGUCAGCACCUGCUCUGGCUGCCUCUGUACCUGAGGAAGAGGCUGAAGAGGAUGAAGGUGCCGAUGAACCUGGCCCUGCGGUCAGCCCACGGCCGGAGCAAACAACACCAGUAAGUGCCCGCUUUGGGUAGCAGCGUCUUUGGUGUCAUUUUGUCCGUCAUGUAAAAGCAGCCUUUGGAUUUUGUGCCUUGAGCUGUUGAAGCGGGCUGCACAAGCUGAGAGGUGAAGAGCCCUGGGUGUGGCCAGCAGCAUCUUCCUAGGGGCUUGCAUUUGAAAUGGAAUGGGGGCAUCUCUGCCAGGCUCAUUUGUGACCCAAAUUCAUUUCUUGUCCCAGAGCUCCAUCUCCUCUGUCCUGGCACCUGCACGAGCUGCAGCUGAAGGCUCGGGAGAAGGCUCCAGUGCCCAGGCUGGAAGCUCAAGCACGAGCAGCUCGUGCACCUGGAGCACGACCAGCUCGUCUGGCAGCAGAGAGCAGCAGCGAGAGAGGACAGAGGACAAGUGCCUGGCCAUGCUGAAGAUGCUGGUGAGCGAGGGAGAUCCUGAGGCUAAAUACACAGAACUGGAAAUUCUUGGCAAAGGGUGAGUGCAGCCACAGUUCCUUCUUCAAAGAGAGGGGCAGUGUGUUUUGCUCGUGUCCCAUCUCCCCAGAGUGACAUCAGGCAAGUUCCAAAGCUGUUCAGACACUGCGUUAAGAUGAUGCCAGGUGAUCUCUCAAUGCUGGCCAGCAUUUAUAGCUGUGUUGUGAAAGCACAGCCAAGACACCUGGAUGCUGGCAAUGUCUUGUCUGCGGCAAAGAGCGGCACCUGGCAGCUCUCCUGUCCCUCAAGUGUGUUUGCACCUGUUUGCCGCUUUUCAUAGGAGAAAUAAUUUUUGAGUGUCUCAAAAGAAUACAGAAUACGUGGGAAUGAAAGGAGGAGAAACUUCAUUGUCUCAAAGGUCAAGCUAGCAGCUGACAGCUGUCAGGGAACAGCUCUCAGUAACAUUUCUUUCCAAUAUUUUGCUGCAAAUAAAAUUCAGUAGUCAGGAUGACCACCACCUAGUCUAGAAGCCAAAAGCAGCAAUGAAAGAAGCAGCUCUCUUUUGUGGCUGCGGUGGCAAAAGACAAAGUUUCAGGGGCAUGCCCAGUGGCAAUGCACUCUAGAGGAAAAGGCAUCAUCUGCCUGAUGGCAGACUCCUCGUGGAUCCUGUGGGGUUUAGGCGUUUGCUGCAAAGAAUCCACCAAGCUAUUCCCUUUGAAAGCCAGCUCUGCUGACUGUAGAUGGGAUUGAUUUGCAACAUUUUCUCUGUACCAGGUGUUCUGGUUUAGGGCGAAUUUUGGAGGAAACCUCCAGAAAGGGCCCCUCCUAAAAGCAAACCCACAUGGCCACUGCCCCCAGCCAGUUUGGGAAUAAUUUCCUCAGACAGAAGUGGAAAGAAAUUGUUUAUUUAACAGGGAAAUCACUCCCCAGCACACAAAAUGAACAAUACCGGAUGACAAAACUCAUUUGCUGCUCUGAAGAGAUGGCAAGUUCAGAAAGUCUCUCCUGGGGGUUGUCAUUCUCCAGUGCUGGGAAAGGCUGCAGAGUAGGCCCUGGUGGGCUACAAAGUGUGAGCUCUCGGUGUUUUGCUGGGUCCCAGUCUGGAGCAGGUUCGAAUGGCUCCAAGAAAAGGGAAAGAAAAACACUAAAGGCGAAACUCAGACUACCUUAGCUAGCUAAACUAACUAAAAAGCAAAAGGAGUGUGGUGUGUGGCCCCAUCUGUGCCCAGACCACAACACUGGAGUUCUGUGUUCCAGCAGACUGCGGGGGAGAGUGCAGCUGAUAACAAAACUCUGUGCUCCCUCUUCUCCUGGCCCCUACUGUCUGAUCCCGUCUUGGAGGCACAGAAUAUAACAUCCAGCAUAAACAGAACAAAUGACUGGGGAAACAAGCAUCAUAACGUCACCCCAGAACAGAAGCCAAAUGUACAAGAAGUCGCCAGAAAAGUGGAGUCCUUCCAGUGUCUGUUGCAUCGAAGAGAAGCAGCUGCCAAUGGCUCUGGACCCAGAACAUAGCUGCCUAAGGACCCUGUGUUUUGAGGAUUUCUCCAUUUGUGUGCAGCAAUGGAAGCCUUUGCCUGCUAUGGCUGUGGCUGGACACUACUUUCCUUGCAAGCUGGAGAAGGGAUCUGUGUCUAGAGGCUUUCCUCCAAUGGCUGUUACAUGGCUUCAGGCUUCUCAGAAAAGCCUGAGUGGUAGUGCUUGAGUUUGGCAGACAGACUCCAAGGAGAGGUGUAAGAAGACCCAACGGGCAUAUUCCUGGAAAAAUCCGACACAUGCACAGCUAGAGAAAGAGAAAAGGGAGAAAAGACCCAGAGAAGAAUCUGUCAUGUUCCAUUUACUCUUUGCUCCAGGACUUUGUUCCUGUUGGACUGCAGUGUUUUGCACUAGCAGGGACUAAAGGACUUGUUCUUUCUCUGCUGCUGUUUUGUUUCUAGGGGUUUCGGCACUGUGUGCAUGGCAGUGGAGACUGCCACAGGAGAAGAGGUGGCCAUCAAGAAAAUUAGUCUCCUGCAAGAGAGCAGCAGCGAGCUGUGCCUGAAUGAAAUCCAGGUCAUGCAUGGCAGUAAGAAUGCCAACCUUGUGAACUAUGUAGACAGCUACCUGGUGGAUGAGGAACUCUGGCUGGUGAUGGAAUACAUGGACGGAGGUUCUUUACAUGAUGUCAUCAGGGAGACUCGCAUGGCAGAAGGAGAGAUAGCAACUGUCUCUCGGGAGUGCCUGCAAGGCCUGGAUUUCCUGCACUCCAAGCAAGUGAUCCACCGAGAUAUCAAAAGCCACAACAUUCUCCUGGGCUUGGAUGGAUCAGUCAAGUUGGCUGAUUUUGGCCUUGCUGCUCAGCUCACCACCGAGCAGAACAAACGGAGAUCAGCUGUUGGAACAACUUACUGGAUGGCGCCAGAAAUUUUCACCAGGAAGCCCUAUGGCCCCAAAGUGGACAUCUGGUCCUUUGGCAUCGUGGGGAUCGAGAUGGUGGACGGAGCGCCUCCGUACCUGAUGAAAACCUCCCGCACGGUUCAACAGCUGAUAAGCACCGGGGCCCCCCCGAAGCUGCAGAAGCCCAGGCAGCAGUCGGCGUGGCUGCGAGACUUUCUGCACUGCUGCCUGGAGAGGGACGAGGACAGGCGCUGGUCUGCCCAGGAACUUCUGCAGCAUCCAUUUGUAAGAUCAGCCAAGCCAGCCUCCUCCCUGACGCCUCUGAUCAUGGCCACGCAGGAGUUCAUGGCCGACAGGAGAUACUAGCCCUGGAGGAGGCCUUUGUUGUUGUUUGUUGUUUGAAGUUUGUAGUUUGUAGUUUAUAGCUUGUAGUUUGUAGUUUGUUAUGAGUGA